AGCAAAAAAAACGGCAGAAGCAGAGAAGAAAAUAAAGAGAACCGAGAGAGAAAAGAAGAGAGAAAAAAAGUGGUGCAGCAGUCCGGGUUUGUGCUCCGAUCGACGACCAAACGAGCUCCNAUUUGCUUAGAGGUGGAGUAAUAUAAUAAUAAUAAUAUUUAUUAUUAUUAUUAUAAGGAAAGAAAGGGUCAAAGUAGUGGGGCUGCCACUUUGUAGAAAAGGCAAAAGCCUUUUGGCUGGUCACGGGCAGAAGCAAAAAAAACGGCAGAAGCAGAGAAGAAAAUAAAGAGAACCGAGAGAGAAAAGAAGAGAGAAAAAAAGUGGUGCAGCAGUCCGGGUUUGUGCUCCGAUCGACGACCAAACGAGCUCCAAUCGGGAUGAAAUUUUAGUAUGUUGUUCCUGAGAUCCUCUUCUUCAUAUCCAACAGUGGGAUUGUUGUUUUGACCUCUCGAUGUCGGUAAAAUUGCCUCUGUUUACUGCUGCGAUUUUAUUGGGGAUUUCUCACUUUUGAGUGAAGAUUAUUGUUGUUUGGUGUUCCAAGUUGUUGCUUGAUGAUUGUGUAUACCUCUAAUUGAUUUAGAGAGGAUUCUUGGUGUACCCACUGAUUUUUCUUGGUGACUAGUGGAAGGCUUCGUGGUUUUCUCCCCGAUUUGGAGUUUCCACGUUAAAUUUUGGUGUUCGUUUAUCGCUUGAUUGAUUGCUUGUUGUCGUGUUUGCUAUUCUUGAUCGUUCAUAUGAUUUUGUCCAUUUUGACAACACAAAGACGGGACAAUUAUUAAUUGCUUCCGCUAGAAAAUUGAGGUGAUUUUCCCAACAAUUGGUAUCGGAGCUUGAGUCAUAUUUGUGGGUGAUUUUCUUGUGUUGUUAAAAUGGAGGAUAAAGCUGUUUUUGGGGGAAUGAUUAAAUUGAACUCCUCCAAUUAUCAAAGUUGGAAACCCAGGAUGGAAGAUAUUUUAUAUAUUAAGGAUUUACAUGAACCGAUCUUGAAUAAGGAAAUGCCAAGUGGUAAACAAGAAGGUACUUGGAAAUUGCUUAAUCGGAAAACCGUGGGAAUGAUUAGGCAAUUUAUUGAUGAUAGUGUGUUUCAGCAUGUUGCUAAUGAUACCAACGCCUAUGAACUGUUGGAGAAACUCAAAUGCAUGUAUGAGAGAGAAAAUGCCCUGAAUAAAGCCUCUAUUAUGAGAAGACUUGUGAAACUUGAUUAUAGGGAUGGGCAUAGUGUGGUAGAGCAUUUGAAUGAUUUUCAGGGGUUGAUUAACCAGUUGUCUUCUAUGAAAUUGGUUUUAGAUGAUGAAUUGCAGGCGUUGUUGCUCCUCAGCUCGUUGCCAGAAAGCUGGGAGACCUUGGUUGUAUCACUUAACAAUUCUGCUCCAGAGGGUAAGCUUACAAUGGAUGUUGUGAAGUCGAGUCUGUUGAACGAAGAAGCUAGGAGAAGAGAUUUGAGUUCCUCCAGCUAUUCAGAUCAGGCUCAUGUUGCUGAGGUAGAGGGUCGUGGAAGACAUAGACAUAGAGAUUUUGAAUCCAGGGGGAGAUCUAAAUCAAGAAGCGAAGUGAAAUGCUUCUAUUGUGAUAAACCGGGUCAUAAGAUAUCUCAGUGCAGGAAGAUGAAGAGAGAUAAAGCCCAGCAGAAAGAGGAAAAUGGUCAAACUUCUGAGAAGAAAGAGGAGAAAGACACAGCAGCCCUUGCAGAUGCGGAUGAUUUAUUCUUCGUGUGUGAUGACACUAACUUUGGUGUUGCUUUUCAGGAUUGCACUUGGAUCAUUGAUUCGGGUGCCUCAUGUCAUCUCACACCUCAUCGGGAGUUCUUCUCAUCUUACACUAGCGGUGACUUUGGCUAUGUCAAGAUGGGAAGGGGUGAUAAAUCAUCUAAGAUUGUUGGGAUGGGCACUGUUUGUUUGAAGACUAACACUGGUUGCAGGUUGAUCCUCAGAGAUGUCAGACAUGUUCCAGAGUUUCGGUUCAGCCUCAUUUCAGCUGGAGGACUUGACGGUGAUGGUUAUGUUAGCCGCCUUGGUGAAGGAAAGUGGAAGCUCACCAAAGGUUCUUUGAUCGUGGCCCGAGGUAAGAUGGAGAACAGGAUUUACGUGAUGCAAGCAAAAAUGUGCAGAGGAGAUCAGAAUACUGCGCCCUCCAUGGAGACAUUGCACAAGAGGCUUGGUCACAUGCUUGAGAGUUGUCAGAGUAUCCUCCCUGAAGGUGAUAUUCCUUUUCUUACCAUACAUACGGAUCAUGGGGGAAAAGAUGAAGAACAAUGUUGUGGUGAUGAUGUUGCUCGUGAUGGUGAUGUACUUGAGCCACCUCAUUUUGAGCAUGGAGUUCCGCCACAGAGGGUUCCUCAAAUUGGUAUAUUUGAGAGAGUUUGCUAUCGGGAAGAAGUGAAGAAGGUGCACCGACGAGAGUGGGUUCAAGCCAAGCGAGAUGGGGUUAUAUCCUUGCUUGAUGGACGUGGUCAUUCCCUGGUAAAGUUGCAUGGAAGCAAGCGAGCACCCAAGAGCAAUCGGGUGUUCAAGUUGAAGAGAAAAGAGUGUUGCUCACAACCUACGGAUUUGGCGCAGUUGGUUGUGAAAGGUUUGUAUGAUCAUCAUUGAGUUUUACCCCCCAUGUAGAAGUGAGGGGGAGAUUUGUUGGGGUAUCCCUCCUACAUGGAGGAAGGAAUUCCUAAACAAUACAUUUAGUGUUAAAAAUGUAAUUUGUUUAGAGGUGGAGUAAUAUAAUAAUAAUAAUAUUUAUUAUUAUUAUUAUUAUAAGGAAAGAAAGGGUCAAAGUAGUGGGGCUGCCACUUUGUAGAAAAGGCAAAAGCCUUUUGGCUGGUCACGGGCAGAAGCAAAAAAAACGGCAGAAGCAGAGAAGAAAAUAAAGAGAACCGAGAGAGAAAAGAAGAGAGAAAAAAAGUGGUGCAGCAGUCCGGGUUUGUGCUCCGAUCGACGACCAAACGAGCUUCGAUCGGGAUGAAAUUUUAGUAUGUUGUUCCUGAGAUCCUCUUCUUCAUAUCCAACNUUCCUAAACAAUACAUUUAGUGUUAAAAAUGUAAUUUGUUUAGAGGUGGAGUAAUAUAAUAAUAAUAAUAUUUAUUAUUAUUAUUAUUAUAAGGAAAGAAAGGGUCAAAGUAGUGGGGCUGCCACUUUGUAGAAAAGGCAAAAGCCUUUUGGCUGGUCACGGGCAGAAGCAAAAAAAACGGCAGAAGCAGAGAAGAAAAUAAAGAGAACCGAGAGAGAAAAGAAGAGAGAAAAAAAGUGGUGCAGCAGUCCGGGUUUGUGCUCCGAUCGACGACCAAACGAGCUUCGAUCGGGAUGAAAUUUUAGUAUGUUGUUCCUGAGAUCCUCUUCUUCAUAUCCAACAGUGGGAUUGUUGUUUUGACCUCUCGAUGUCGGUAAAAUUGCCUCUGUUUACUGCUGCGAUUUUAUUGGGGAUUUCUCUCUUUUGAGUGAAGAUUAUUGUUGUUUGGUGUUCCAAGUUGUUGCUUGAUGAUUGUGUAUACCUCUAAUUGAUUUAGAGAGGAUUCUUGGUGUACCCACUGAUUUUUCUUGGUGACUAGUGGAAGGCUUCGUGGUUUUCUCCCCGAUUUGGGGUUUCCACGUU
Messenger RNA from Cuscuta campestris, 3579 nucleotides. The record is from the annotation of a GenBank genome assembly. Lineage: Eukaryota; Viridiplantae; Streptophyta; Magnoliopsida; Solanales; Convolvulaceae.